AUGUCUGUGUUCUCUGAACUCGUGCACUCUCAUCUCACAAGUUCCUAGGUAAAGACACGGUCGACGACAAGAACUAAAGAUUCUUCAAGAAGAUCAUGGAAGAUCCACUUUUACUAGGAGACGAUCAAGUAACCAACACCGGAAGUCUUAAGCCGUCGACGCCGACAUGGAGAAAGAGUUUCACGGCGGAGUUAAAGAACGUCAGCCUCAUGGCGGCGCCUAUGUCCACCGUGACCGUUGCUCAGUAUCUUUUGCCUGUUAUCUCAGUCAUGGUCGCCGGCCACCGUGGCGAACUCCAGCUCUCUGGUGUCGCUCUUGCUACUGCUUUCACAAACGUCUCCGGCUUUAGCAUCAUGUAUGGUUUAGUGGGUGCACUUGAAACUCUAUGUGGUCAAGCUUAUGGAGCUAAGCAAUACACUAAACUCGGGACUUAUACUUACUCUGCAAUAGUCUCGAACGUACCCUUUUGUCUACUCAUAUCGAUUCUCUGGUUUUACAUGGACAAGCUUUUGGUUUCGAUCGGACAAGAUCCUGACAUCUCUAGGGUAGCUGGUUCUUAUGCGGUUUGUCUUAUACCUGCUUUGUUCUCUCAAGCGGUGCAACAACCUUUGACUAGGUUUCUUCAGACUCAGGGUUUGGUUCUUCCUCUUCUCUACUGUGCCGUAACCACGCUUUUGUUCCAUAUACCUGUUUGUUUGGUUCUGGUCUACAAGUUUGGUCUUGGAAGCAAUGGAGCUGCCUUGGCUAUUAGUUUGUCUUACUGGUUCAAUGUGUUGAUUCUUGCUUUGUAUGUGAGAUUUUCAAGCUCUUGUGUGGAGACUCGUGGCUUUGUGUCUGAUGAUUUUGUGUCCAGCGCCAAGCAGUUUUUUCAAUAUGGGAUACCAUCAGCAGCAAUGGCUUGCAUAGAAUGGUCCUUGUUUGAGUUCCUUGUAUUGUCCUCAGGACUCCUCCCUAACCCGAAACUCGAGACCUCGGUUCUUUCGAUUUGUCUCACAACAGGAUCUCUCCACUAUGUCAUUCCAAUGGGUAUUGGGGCUGCUGGAAGCACACGGAUUUCAAACGAGUUAGGAGCGGGGAAUCCUGAGGUUGCUAGACUGGCAGUAUUUGCCGGUAUUUUCCUUUGGUUCCUAGAGGCUACCAUUUGUAGUACACUCCUCUUCACUUGUAGGAACAUCUUUGGUUACGCCUUCAGCAACAGUAAAGAAGUUGUGGACUAUGUCACUGAGCUAUCUCCUUUGCUUUGUCUCUCAUUUAUGGUCGAUGGAUUCUCGGCAGUACUUGGUGGGGUUGCUAGGGGAAGUGGGUGGCAACAUAUAGGAGCUUGGGCAAAUGUGGUGGCUUACUAUCUCUUAGGAGGUCCGGUUGGAAUUUUAUUAGGAUUUUGGUGUCACAUGAACGGUAAAGGACUAUGGAUUGGUGUGGUUGUUGGCUCUACGGCGCAAGGAAUCAUACUAGCUAUAGUCACUGCUUGCAUGAGCUGGAAUGAGCAGGCUGCCAAAGCAAGAAAGAGGAUAGUUGUAAGGACUUCUUCGUUUGAUAGUGGAUUAGCUUGAAGGAUUCUUUAUUUCCCAUUUUUUGAGAUAGUCACAUAGUGACAUAGAUUUUGUUUUACUCAAUAUAUCGCUAGAGAACAUUGGAGUGAAAAUGUAAGAGGUAGCACAUUUUUUAGUAUCUUGUAUCCGGUUUAUAUAUUUUCUAAAGAUGAAAUAUUUAUGUUGACGUUA
Capsella rubella is the source of this 1724-nucleotide messenger RNA. RefSeq names its product protein DETOXIFICATION 6. Gene Ontology annotation, biological process: xenobiotic detoxification by transmembrane export across the plasma membrane. The transcript has 7 exons. The coding region runs from base 96 to 1553 and encodes 485 amino acids. Gene Ontology annotation, cellular component: membrane. Gene Ontology annotation, molecular function: xenobiotic transmembrane transporter activity; antiporter activity. The record is from RefSeq and is a predicted model, not a curated record. NCBI's taxonomy places the organism in Eukaryota, Viridiplantae, Streptophyta, Magnoliopsida, Brassicales, Brassicaceae.